Prunus armeniaca (apricot) is the source of this 612-nucleotide messenger RNA. The record is from the annotation of a GenBank genome assembly. NCBI's taxonomy places the organism in Eukaryota, Viridiplantae, Streptophyta, Magnoliopsida, Rosales, Rosaceae.
AUGGCAGCAGCAAGUUCUAGAAGAUCAUCAUGCGGGCCAGUCAUCCGCUCCGCUUCACCCUCUGGAAGAUUCCACAACACUCGGUAUUCGUCCUCCUCAGCCUUCGCCUCCUCCACUUCCAGCUUCUCUUCCCGCUCCUCCACUUUCUUCCAGCGCCCCGCCUCUCCCACGCGCCUCAACCUCGCCAGGUCCUCACCCUCCGCCCAGUCCGUACGCUUCUCCCUCGACCGCCCCAUCUCCCCGAGCCGCUCCAUCUCCGUCACUCCACAUGGCAACGGCAACCACCACAACGCCGUGAAGAGCCGUCAGAUCAGCAACCAGAAGCGCACCUGUAUGUGUUCCCCUACGAAUCACCCCGGUUCGUUCCGUUGCAGCCUCCACAAGAACUUCAGCUCCCACGUGACCGCUUCGGCGCCCUACUCGCAGAACCGCCUCAACGCUCGGAGAUCGGCGAUGACGAACUCGCUCGUGAGAAUCGGAGGCGUCGAAGGCGAUCUGGUGCGGCGCGCUUUGUCCGCUCUGAUUCGCCCCUCUUCCCACAGCCAAAGGAGAAGAGCCGAUUUCCGGCCCAGGCCCAGCCGGCUCUCCACCAUGUCCAAGUCACACGAGUAA